GAUAUAUCAAAUCUUAACCAUUAACAACAGGUUACCUAUCUUGUCAUAGUAAUUAAUAUUUAACAAUGAAAUACUUAGCUGCUUACUUAUUAUUGGUUAACGCCGGUAACGCCACCCCAUCUGCUCAAGACAUCAAGAACGUCUUAGCUGCCGCUGACAUUGAAGUCGAAGAAGACAAGGUUGAAAAGUUAAUCGCCGAAGUUGAAGGUAAGAACGUUGAAGAAUUAAUUGCUCAAGGUAACGAAAAGUUAUCCUCUGUUCCAACUGGUGCUCCAGCUGCUGCUGCUGGUGGUGCUUCCGCUGGUGCCGCUACUGAAGCCGCUGAAGAAGCUGCUCCAGAAGAAGCUGCUGAAGAAUCCGACGAUGACAUGGGUUUCGGUUUAUUCGAUUAAACAAAUUGAAAAGAAAAUUCAUAUUCAUUCCAUAUUGUCAUGUAUUUUUAAAGCACAUUUAAUGAUUUUUGUAUAACCAAAAAUAUACGGGGUCUACAUUCAGAUGUUUAUCACUAUUAUUGUAAAAUUAACUAUAAUUCAUCGGCAAAAGCCUUUCUUAAUCCCAUAGGGUUGCCAAACACUUCGUGUCUAGCAAUUAACAUUUCUCUAUCAAAGUCCUUCUCAUGUUGAGAAUAGUCGUCUCUUUUGGUGUUUUCCUUGCGUAAUUCCACUUCUUGAGCUAACCAGCUUAUGAAAUCCUUGGAUGGCUGAAGUGAAGGAGUUUCUUUAUGUAACUCUACUAAUUUUGUAAAGUAAGUUUUCAUUUGGUCGGCAAUGACUUUGUUUUCAAUCAAUGACUUUUGAAUAAACAGCGAGAAUUGUUGUUCUGGUACUUGCUCUUCUCGCUUAGUUUCUGUAGUAUCAUGUAAUUGCAAAUCUUCCAAGAUGUUAGCUGCUCGUAUUCUUGAUUCUGGUCCCAAACUUGGAAAGAUAUCGACAAUAUCGUCUAAUCCGUAACUAUGAUCAAAUGUGAAAUACUGUUUGGCAAAAGACGAAUCUUGAGCCAAUGCUUGAAUAAUACCAAGAACUCGUUUUUGGAUAACAUCCUUUGAAUCGUGUAAUUGUUUAAAUAGAUCACGGAUAUAAACAUCGUCUACAUCAUCCAACAAGUUUCUAAUUGCCUCGGGAUUAUUUCUCAAUGAAGCACCGAUUAUUCUAUAAAUUUGAUCAGUGACGUCUGUGUCUUGAUAUGCAGUAGCAACUUUGAUUAAAUUCUUCGUGGUAGGGCCAUCUCUGGUUAUCCUUACUCCAAACUCAAUAUCAUGACUUAAAUCUUCAAGGGUAUCCAAUGCAAGCUUAAACCUUUCAACAUCUUUGCCAACGUCAAACUGUCCUGCUUCUUCCAUAGCAGCAUCAAAAUUGUUCAAAUCGUGAACAUUGACUUUGGAACGGCCACUUGAUUUAUGUUUUCUUAUAGCCUCUUGUAUCAACUGUUCUUGCUUAGAUGGUGGAACCUCUUCUUCAGACUCAACAACAACCACUCCUGCUUGUUGUUCUUUACUUUCCGAGUUCUCGUUAGGAUCCAUUAGUUUUGCUUCUCGUUGUAAAGUGUCUAUGUUCAAUCGUACGUGUAAUCCAGGGGGUAUAUCUUGUCCGGGUUUAAUAGUUUGCCACUCCCAGCUAGGUUGAAAAAUUCGGGGAUAACAGUCUAGGGGGUCGUUUGGAUUUUGACAGAUAAGACUUUGUCUAUUAUUAAGUGCUGCUGCUGUGGUGCUUGCUGUAAGAUAAAGUGCAAGUGAUAAGAGCCAAGUUGAUUUCAUGUUUUGUUUACUGAGAAAAACAAAAAAGAACCUUAUAGAAGGGUUU
This is a messenger RNA of Spathaspora passalidarum NRRL Y-27907, 1799 nucleotides long. RefSeq names its product ribosomal protein P2 alpha (gene RPP2A). Gene Ontology annotation, biological process: cytoplasmic translational elongation. Gene Ontology annotation, molecular function: structural constituent of ribosome. The record is from RefSeq and is a predicted model, not a curated record. Gene Ontology annotation, cellular component: ribosome; cytosolic large ribosomal subunit. NCBI's taxonomy places the organism in Eukaryota, Fungi, Ascomycota, Pichiomycetes, Serinales, Debaryomycetaceae. The coding region runs from base 66 to 392 and encodes 108 amino acids. The transcript is spliced from 2 exons.